Molecule: messenger RNA, 7560 nt
Organism: Ylistrum balloti
Lineage: Eukaryota; Metazoa; Mollusca; Bivalvia; Pectinida; Pectinidae
Exons: 21
Coding region: 83-3139 (1018 amino acids)
Biological process (GO): protein ubiquitination
Molecular function (GO): ubiquitin-protein transferase activity; metal ion binding
Source: RefSeq, a predicted model, not a curated record
UGCUGUUUCUUUUUAUUAGAACGAUGUUGUGCUCUACAUUGAUUUUUUGGUGACUCUUUUGUGUUCUGCGUAUCCAGAAAAGAUGGAUGGUAUUAUGGAGAUGCUGAGAGGGUUGCAAGAAUCCUUAAACCAACAACAAAUGCUGCUUCAGAAAAAUAGCCAAAAUAUCAAAAGUAUUAGUAAUAGGGUAAAAAGAAUUGAACGUCAGAUUUAUGAUAAUCAAAAAGCAACAUCAACAGCACUAGAUUAUGUUCAGGAAGAUUGCCAAACUAUUUUGGACCAUACAGCUGAUUUACAGUCCCAAUCAAGGCGAUCCAGCCGCCAAUUGAAGAAUCUCAGUAGUGGAUUAAAGUUACCGAUGGAAAAAUAUGUGUCUGACUCUGACAAUGGUUUUGCCAGGAAUAAUCCAACUUUUCUAGGGAAUCGUCGCAAUAAAAAGUUUCGAAGAAGUCUAGAUCAAAUGAGUAAGCAGUUUAGUACCCCAGGAUCAGACAGUGAUAGUGGUAGUGACGAGGAUGUAAUGUUGAAUGUUAAUGGACCACAGGUCGGAGAUCACCACCUGAUACCCAGUGGCCAUAACAGUCACUUACGGGGCGAACCACAGUCUCUGAGGAACUCAAAUGUAAUAGAGGAGGUUCCAACCACAGUGCCACCCAUGAAUGAUUUAGAAGGUGACAUCAAGGCACUUCAAUCUGCAACGAACAUAUCACUUAAUCAACCGAGCCUCAACCAGUUACCAAACAUGUCCGGAGAAACCCUAGUAACUCCAGCUUCCACAUCAAACUUAUUUAUGUCACCAACAGAACAACCCUCUUCUAGUACCAGGCAUAAAGACCUUGCCAGCUCCCAAAGUUCCAAUGGUUCAGCCAAUCUGAAUAUCCCAACGCCAUUGCAAUCAAAUAUACCCCUUCAAACCAGAAAUCCUCUACUACCUUCAGGUGGUGCCAGUUCAACCAAUUCAAUGUUUCUGGAUCAAAGACUACAUGUAGAUAGCAAUUCUCAUAUACAACCUGAAGAUUCAUCUUCAUCGAUGACCCCAUCAACCACUCAAAAUACCACACCCAUUCGGUCUUCACCUAUUAUGCAUAACACUACCUCGACCUCAUUAUCAGCGACAACACCCACAACUGUACUGGCCACAUCCCCAACUGAACAGGCUAUGCCUACCUCUAUACAAACCACACCCACAUCUAUACAGACCACACCUACACACACCAUACCAACAGCUCAAACAUCACCAUCAGUGCCAAAUAUACCAUUAACACAACCCCAGACGAAUGCCAAUACGGCAUCGCCUGCAUUACCAGUUCCUACAAACAUACAGGUUACUCCCUCAUCAACAAGUUGGUCAGGUGAAAUGGGUUUAUUCCUGGAGCCAGACUUCAGUAGUGUUGAGAAAGUGAUUGAGUCUCUGGGAUUGCCAGCCAAUAAAGAUACCAUGAAAGCUAUAGGCACAGCUUUUACAAGUGAUAUUGAACCUCCGAUGGAACGUCCAAAGGGUCUGUACACAGUGUUACUGGUGGAUACCUCCAAUAGUACUAGUAAUCACGCUGUAAAGGCUACCAUCAAAUCUUUCAUGGAGGACUUUAUGGAUGAGGUUGAAGAUUCAGCAGCCAAUGAAACGCUAGAGGAGAAUGUUGCUCUGGUAACAUUUGGAAUGAACACUGGUGUUCAACAAGGUUUUACAAAUGACUUCUCUCUCAUAAGGGAUGCAUUCGAUUAUCUGCCAUACAGAGGAAGAUCACCCUUAGCUACUGGUCUGGCUGUUUGCCUAACCUACAUGGAGAAAUCAAGUAAACAGUUACAACAGAAUGGCAUGGAAAUCUAUCCUCGACUGAUCAUUCUGACAGACGGCUUUGCAACAGAAGAUGUGUCAUUUGGUGAUGAUAAUGACCAACCCGAUCCAACUGCUGUUAAUGUGAAAGCCCGUGUGGUACAGAUAGUGCGAACCUUCCAUGCAAGAAAAUAUCCUGUGUCUUGUGGAUCCGUUAAUCAACAAAACAAUGAUGAUGGUAUGAUUGAUGAUAUUGCGGCAAUCGGAGGAGGCACAAAGAUUGAACUGUUCCAGCAACCAUAUGGGAAAGAUCAAGCAAAGAUUCUGGGGCGAUAUUACUUCUAUAAAACAAUUGUGGCCCAGGUGAAACUUGAAUUUGAAGAAAGUGGAGGUAGAAGGGAUGCCAGUAAAAUCCUGAAUGAUGCAACCAUGAACAAGAUUCUCAAUCAAGGAGACAAGGACGAACUGAUUAACAUGCUGCGAACACACGGCAUUGAAGCAAAAUUUAAUGACCCGCUACCAGGUAUAAAAAAUUCAGAUGAAUCGGACAAUGAAAUGUUAAAGAGUUAUACAUUUCAAGAAUUGGCACACAUGCCAACAAUUGGUAGCCGUGUAAAGAAAGGACCACAGUGGCGACAUGGCACCUCUGAUCCAGGCGGACUAGGAACAGUGGUGGCACACGCCAGUGAAGGUGUUGUUGUGGUCAAGUGGGAUAGGGGCACGGUUGACCGUUAUCAAUAUCGAUCAGACUUCCAGGAGGUGACAUUUCCAGGUGGUCCUAGCCAGCCACGCCAGAUGCAGUCAGGGGAGAACAUAAACGUUGGAUGCUGGGUAAAGCGAGGACCUCACUGGAGUAAAGGUGAUGAGGAUGGUCAAGCUUCCCAUGGAGUGGUCAUUAGGCGCCACAGAAAUAUGUCUGUCACAGUGAAGUGGCCAAUCGGCAUUGUGGAGAGAUAUAAGUGUGGACAGGAUGGUGUUAUAGAGGUGGAAGUUGUAAGCCAUGUUCCUGCGUCAGAAUUACAAACUCAGUCCUACGAUCAACAAUUACCUGUCUCCGAGAGUGGGACUGCAGCUGCAUCAGCGAUGAGAGAGGGUGGUUUGGUGUCCUGCUGGCAGUUCAAGGAUGGACUCGACCAGUGGCGAACUUUGACUCUGGAAGAGAGUGCCAAGGUGGACAAUCAUCGCGAUAACAGCAAACCAGGAUUGAUCACAAUCACUCACAAAGGAACACAGUAUCAUUUUGAGCUUCGCAACAUGAGGUACAGAGAGCAAGGAGGGCAGACUCAUGGACCGAUACAGCAGACGUUUGUAACUCAAGAAGAUUACCAGACCAGAAUGAUGAUAGAAGACAUUGGGGCUAUGUAACAAGAAAAUGAUGUUGAUGGAUAUACCAGUGAUUGGGAUGAAGAUUCUGAGAGAGAUAUCUAAAGUAGCUAGUUUGAGAAUAGACACCUUGCUACAGUGAAAAAUCUGCAGUGCCACUCAUACAGAUAUGUUCCUCUGCAGUACACAUCAAGACAGAAUUCUGGAUUAGUCCAUGCAAUGUGAAGAAGAUUAAAACAAAUAAGGUGUAUCUUUAUGACCUGCAGGAGAGUUCGUAUCAGUAACACAUGAACAAGUAACUUACAAAUUGAUGUCUGAGUGAUGGUAUUAAAAUUCAGUAUUAUUUGAAUUUAAAUCUUUUAAUCCUAAUUUUGUUUUAUUUGUGUUAUACCUACCUAAGUAAGUAAAGCAGUAUUCCUGAGCUUUAACAGAAGUUAGAGGAGUUUGCUGAUGUGAUGUUUUUACUUUGGUAUGGUACAGAAUUUUGGUAUUAGUUUUUGGUUAAUUAUCUUGACAUAGGUAUUUGUUUCUAACUCCACUGAUCAUAACUGACUAAUGAUGAAUUGUGAAAUUCAUGAACUAUGUGAAAGGAGAAAGUGAAGGUAAAAUUUUAAGAAAAUUGUAAAUGAUCAACCCUGGUAUGCAUAUUCUGUAAUAAGUCGAGGGGGACGCCUCUUUACCUCAGAUUCAUACUCUGAGGGAGGGCUCCUACACUCAGUGAAUCAUGUAAGUUUGGCUUCUGCCAAAAAUUAACAGGGUCACCGCAGUAAAUUCAGCUCAGUCUGUUAUAGGGCCGGAGUGAUUGAAUCUAGUAGCAGUUGAUCCAGUUGAUGUGACAGUAUAAAGUCGUACACUAAUAUCAUGACAUCAUUAAUUGUGAGUCAGGUGUUAUAAAGUUGAAUUAUACAUUUAUCCAAUAUUAAUGUUGUAUAUGCCUAAUAUAUUGAUUUUGAUAGUCAUCAGUCAAGGUUAAAGUCUUACUUGUUAAAACUGAUUGAGAAACGGUCAGAUUAAUUAUGAAAGUAUGGCUGACAGAUUGGCCUAAAACACGAAUGGUAUGUAUACGCCUCCAGCAAUAAUAUGGUUGAAGUAUUACCAGUAUAUUGAGUAAAUUGAUAUGAAUGCAGUAAUAGUGAAAAAGUUUGAAGAGAAUAUUAAGUGACUGAGGGAUGUUUAUAACAGAGUAAUAUGGUGAAUUAAUACAUCACUCUUGUGUGAUGUAGACAGAAAACUUUUAACAUUUGGGAUAAGAUGUUUGAAGAUCAGUACAACGUUUGAUAGAGAGCUGAUCCUCUAAAAUCUUAUUCCAUUGUGUGCCUUACUGCAUAUAGGGCUUAAACUGCUUACAUGCUGUUGACAUUCAUGUACAUAUGAAUGCCAACAGCAUAAGGGCAAGUUCAAUGAAGCAUAUUAUGUCUUUAACUAUUUGGCAUUUACAAUGCACAUGAAUACUAAAACCAGUUCAACACUUGUAUUGCAUUGAUCUUACGCUGUUGGCAGUUUAUGAGUUGGUAAUACAAAUAUAUUUGAUAAGGUUAAGCUGUAGCAAUGACAUCUAAUUGUGUAGUGUUUAAUUUUGAUCAUCUUUCUGUGAAGUGGUGAUGUUUCAAGAAAAAAAAAGAUAUGACCUGUCUUUAAUGCAGUGAAAUAUAGUAGAAUUUAUAGAAUAUGUUUCUCCUUGGUGAUGUGGACACAGAAACACAAGAUUGGUAAUGAUGAGUGUAAAUUUUCUUAAAAUAUAUUCUUAGAUAUUAAACAUCCUCAGUCUUUCAUUGUACAAGGUUGAUUAUAGUUUCCCACACUAAGCUUUAGUAUUAAACCAAUUAUGUCAUACCACCAUCAAUAAUAAUGCACAAAUUAUCUUUUGUUUAAUUUAUGUUAAUUUGCUGUUGUAUGAUUUGUGAAAUGAUAACUUGAUCCAAUUGUAAACUAGUUAUUUUUUCAAAAUUUAAGAGCAGGAAUGCUGGCCAAACAUCUAAAAACCGAUAUUUUGUCCAUGUUGAUAUGGAAUGUGCCUGUCAAUGUACAGCGAACUUGGUGGUGUUUUUUCCUGGUAUUAUGGCAGAAAAUGGGCUGUUUUCCUCAGUCAGAAUGUGUUGUUUUCUUAAAUGUCAGAAAAUGUCAAUAUCUUCACAAAUUUGCAGGAAAUACUUUUGUUUUAUUUUUGUUUUUGUUUUUUUUUUUUGUUUUCUUUUUCAAUCAAUUAAGGCAGAAACUGUUGUGUAAUUUAAGUAAAAUCACAUUUUAAAUAUUAUUGAAGGUUUGGAUAAUACCCAGGUAGACAACCGUUUUAGAUACAGGUAUCACUUUUACUAUUGUAAUCAUGAAAUUGAUUUUAUCCUUGUUUGGUUUAAUGUGAUGUUGAUAGUCUGUUUUUGUAUGCAUGUAAUCGUGUCCAUAAAAUAUUGUAAAGUAUAUAAAGUAUUGUAAAUAAUUUGUUGUCUUUUUACUUCCCUUACUAGUAUUUCUUGAGAAUGUUUCUUUCAGUACAGCUGAGUUUUUUACAGUGUGUUAACAGGCUAAAGUGUGUCUGCAAUGAAUGUAUUGAUUAUCUAUAGUUAUAUAUGAAUUUGGGUGGUUGCUCACAGUCCGAUGAAAAUCCUAUUAUUUCACUGUACACUAUAUGACGAUACCUGCAAAGAACAAAAUCUUUGUGUCAGGAAAGUUUUAGUCCUCUGUAAAUUCUUCUCUACAUUUUAUUCUUAUCCUUAUUGAAAUGCAAGGAUAAUUCAUGUUUGGAUAUUUCUUCUUGUGUGAAUUUUGAAACCAUAUUUAUGUACAAGUACCGUGAAGAAAAAGUAUUUCCUGAAAAAUUAUGGAACUAUGUAUAUAUAGUUUAAACUGUAUGUAACCAACCUCGCAGAUACUUAGAUACUGUUUGGUUGAUAUUUCAUGUAUUUUGACCACUUCUAAAAUGUUAUGCAAUAAUUUUGUUCAUAACUCUUGUUAAUUUGCUGGCUGAGGAUAGGUUUAUGUAAUUAUACAUGAAAUUACAUGCUUGUUAUUUAACAAUGAAAUCUCCUUUUUAUUUUUGUGAAUAUGGGGGUGAAAAUAAUGAGGAUUUGUUCAGUUAUUUAGCUGAGUGUGAUGAAUGGUAAUUAUAUUUUUGUUGUAACACAGUGCCUUCCUCACAUUACCAACUUCUUUUUUUACCUGGACAUCAUUGAACUUUACACAUCCUCACAUCCUCUCAUGUGAGUGUGUGCCUCAACCUCCUAGGGUCAAAAAAGAGGUCACAGUUACUAUAAAUAGGAUUAUAGGAUUUACGUUAUGGACAUGAUCCUAGUCUAUAAUCAGUUUCCUUGGUCAUCACUUGCCUUCUUCACAGAUUUCUUUUAAGUGAUAAAGCUCAAGAAUGUUUCUAUUUUUCUUCUUUUUUUUUUGUUUCUGAAAGAAGUGACCAUUCACUCAAUGAUUAGCAAGGAAGAACAUGUUUACAUUUGGUACAAUCAAGGUGGGAUUUUGACUAUUCCAUUUUACAUUCCAUAAUUUUCCAACAAAAGAACAGACAUGCCUGGAAAUAAGCCCACCCAUAGAUAUUGCUGUUCAGUGAAGUUAUGAACCAAUGGUACUCCACCCCUACCAUUCAUUGAUUGAUUCAUUGAUCAUGUAUCUAUUCCAGUAAUACACAGCCAACCAACAUUUGUUUGUUAAGAUCCAGUACCAAUAUUUGACCAUACCGUCAAUAUUACUUACUAGAUUCUAUACAUGUAUAUAUGUAUAUAUAUGUAUAUAUGGUAACUUCCCCUAAUUGUGCAGCUGACUACUUUUCCAAUACAGGCUCAUGACUGAACACAGUAAUUAAGUUAAAGAUUCAACCAAGUUGAUGAAGUCAGUGCCAUUUCUACCUUUUUUAGAAAAUCGUCAUCAUCAUCAAGCCCAGUGACUAGAUUCUAUUUAAAUUUAUGAAUCUUCAUACAAUUAGUGUCAUCGUGUAAAAUCUCACAGAUGAUGUUUCUGUGACAUCAGGAUAAGAUAAAGAAAUUGAUGUAUGUCUCACAUCUGUAUGUUACAUUAGGAUGUAAUAAUGGAGACUAAUAGUUUGAAAUAACACUUGGAAGUUCGGCCUGGAAUUAUCUAUUUUCUGCAGUAUUUUUCUGAAUAAUUGAUGAUGUGAUUGAUGAAACAUGUCACUAAUUGAAUUUGUUCUUUUUAGCCUGUCAAGGGCUUAAAAAAUUAAUAAUGUGAAGACUUGUCUCGUACAUCACAUAUCAGAUGGAAAACAAUGUUCUAGGUCCUGUAUGUAUUCCACAAAGGAUUUGACAUGAACUACAUUGUAUACAGGUUUGUCACCUUUGUGUAGAUUUGCCAUAUUUAAUUAACAAUCAUGUGUAUAUGAUUGAUGAAAAUAUAAAUGAAGGCCUACUGGUAUGUACAUAUGAAAUACAUUUAUCAUAUGAUACAUAUUUAUUGAUUAUGUAUGUUUGUAAAUAACAAUACUUGCUUUUGUAUCAUUAAUGAUU